Molecule: messenger RNA, 4305 nt
Organism: Elephantulus edwardii (Cape elephant shrew)
Lineage: Eukaryota; Metazoa; Chordata; Mammalia; Macroscelidea; Macroscelididae
Gene: ANKAR
Product: ankyrin and armadillo repeat containing
Exons: 22
Coding region: 1-4305 (1434 amino acids)
Molecular function (GO): protein binding
Source: RefSeq, a predicted model, not a curated record
AUGCUUAGAUUACCUAAAGAAGGAUUAACUAGAUAUGAUCAAGUUCAAGAUGAAGAAAACUACCUGGAAAGUUUAGCAGUACAAAGAAAUGUUUCUGCCUUUUUUGAAAAAUACGAUCGGAGCGAAGUACAAGAGUUGCUUACCACUACCAUAGUAAGCUGGUUGUCUGCCAAAGAUGAUAUUCACUCGAAAGUAGAUAUACCAUGUGGUAUUAUGGGUCAGAUAAAUAAUGUAAGUUUCUCUACUGCAAUCCUGCUGACUCCAGUGGACCCCACCGCCCUCUUAGACUACCGAGAAGUCCAUCAGAUCAUAAGAGAGCUGUCUAUUGGGAUUUAUUGCUUAAAUCAAAUUCCUUCAAUCAGUUUAGAAGCUAAUUAUGAUCAGAGUUCGUCAUGUCAGUUACCUCCAGCUUAUUAUGAUACUAGAAUUGGGCAAAUUCUGAUCAAUAUUGACUACAUGCUGAAAGCACUGUGGCAUGGAAUAUACAUGCCCAAAGAAAAACGAGCCAGAUUCACUGAACUAUGGCGAACUAUUCUGGAUGUUGAUCCAGAUGGGAAGCCUCAAACAAAUAAAGAUAUUUUUGCAGAAUUUAGCUCAGCAGGUUUGAUUGAUAUUACAAAGGAUCCUGACUUUGAAGGAAUUUAUGAUGAAGUCAUCAAUGGAGAUCCAACAUACGAUCCCAAUAGCCCUGAAGAAAAAUCUACAUUUAUGAAAUAUUCUGAAAAUACUCUAUUAAAAUUGACAUUUAGUACCACACAAGUUCAACAGUGUGAAAAUGUCUUUAUAUUUGAAACAGCCUAUUGGCUUACUAAUGCUAUAAAAUAUAAUCAAGAUUAUCUUGAUAUUUGUACCUACCAGAGAUUACAGCAAAGAUUAUAUCUUCAAAAAAAGAUUAUUCAGAAACAUUUAGAAAAGAAAAAAGAUAUCAGAAGAGAGAUGGGAUACCUAAAGUUAAUAUGUUUUCUGACUCCAUUUUUACUGAGUUUAAAAAAGAAAAUGAAAAUUCCCUAUUUAAGUUCUUUGCUUAAUCCUUUUUCAGAUGACAAAGUCAAGACAGAGAGAGAAUUACCUCCAUUUAUUUAUGGAAGAGAUUUUAAAUGUCAGCAUUUCCACUACAAAGAAAAUAAAUAUUUUCAUAUUCAUGGAGGAAUUGAGUUUGAUAUCAGCACCCCUCCAAUUGAGAGUGCUUUGGAAGAUUUUCAGAAAAAUUUAGAAAAAAUACAAAAAUGUGCUGCUAAUACUUUUAGUGAAGAUUCUGGAUACAAGGAAUAUUAUUCAAUACCGGUUAUGGAAUUUUAUGGGAAAAGCUAUUAUGUGAUCUAUUUUGAACUUGAAGCUUUCUGUCACCAACUUUAUAAAGCACAAUGGUGGGGAGCCAUAAACGAAACUAUAAAUGCUCUGAGAAUAAAAAGACUUCCACUGACAGAUGCACAAUUACACGAACAAUUUAAAAAGAAAUUUGGUUUCAAAAAAGCUAUGAAAUGCAAGAGUAUCCCAUUUGGUAUGAAGUCAGCUGUCGAAAGAGGCUUGUGUACUGUUUUCCAUACAUUUAGCCGUAAAACUUCAAGCUCAACCCUCAAUGUUUCAGAUGAAAGUGGUUAUACUAUUUUCCAUCAUGCUGCUCUCCACAACAGAGUUACUAUUAUAUGUCAGCUGUUUAAUGCUAACUUUAAUGUCAAUGACAGGCGUUUUAUUAAGUUUAACCAAGGCCCAACGCCUCUACACCUCGCUGCACAGGCUUGUUCACUGGAAGCAACCCUCUGUCUCCUGUGUUUCAAAGCAGAUUAUACACUUACUGAAAAAAGAGGUUGGAUGCCAAUUCAUUUUGCUGCUUUCUAUGAUAAUAUCUGCAUCAUAAUUGUUCUCUGUAGGAAAGAUCCUAGUUUACUAGAAGCUGAGGCAACAUCUGACAAUCAGUGUACUCCACUGUUACUUGCUGCCACUUCAGGAGCAUUGGACACUAUCCAGUACCUGUUUUCCUUUGGUGCUAACUGGAGAAAAACUGAUAUUAAAGGAAAUAAUAUAAUUCAUUUGUCAGUGUUAAGUUUUCACACAGAAGUUCUCAAGUAUUUAAUAGAAUUAAAUAUUCCUGAACUCCCAGUUUGGAAAACUUUAGUAGAAAUGUUGCAGUCUGAAAACUAUAAAAGAAAGAUGAUGGCUGUCAUGUCCCUUGAAGUAAUUUGCUUAGCAAAUGCUCGAUACUGGAAAUGUAUUUUGGAUGCAGGCACCAUUCCUGCCUUAAUCAAUCUCCUAAAAUGUUCCAAAAUAAAGUUACAAUGCAAAACAGUUGGGCUAUUGAGUAAUAUCACACCCCACAUGUCUGUAGCAAAUGCUGUGGUCGAAGCAGAGGGCAUCCCAGCUCUGAUCAACCUCCUAGCAUCCGAAGAACCUGAACUACACUCUCGUUGUGCUGUCAUUCUUUAUGAUAUUGCUCAACUUGGAAACAAGGAUGUUAUUGCCCAACAUAAUGGAAUCCUAGCUCUGGUAAAUCUCUUGAAAUCAGACAUAGAAAACGUACUAGUAAAUGUGAUGAAUUGUAUACGGGUUCUAUGCAUAGGAAAUGCAGACAAUCAAAAAGCAGUAAAAGACCACAACGGCAUCCAUUAUCUUAUCACCUUUCUGAGUUCUGAUUCAGAUGUGUUGAAGGCUGUGUCUUCUGCUACCAUUGCUGAAAUGGCCCGCAACAACACUGAGGUUCAGAAUGCUGUAGUUACAGAAGGAGGGAUUAGUCCUCUGGUGGCCCUAUUUAAAGGGAAACUCCUUAAUGUCCAAGUGAAAGGUGCAAUGGCUGUCGAAUCACUGGCAAGUUACAAUCCUUCUAUACAGAAGGCUUUUUUUGAAAACUCAAUAAUUCAAUAUCUUUUAAAGCUCCUAAAGGCAUUUAAAGUAGAUGUUAAGGAACAAGGAGCUGUGGCACUUUGGUCCUUGGCAGGACAGACGUUGAAACAACAGAAGUUCAUGGCAGAACAGAUUGGAUACAACUUUAUAAUAAAUAUGCUUUUGUCACCAUCAGCUAAAAUGCAAUAUGUCGGAGGUGAAGCAGUCAUAGCUCUAAGUAAGGACAGCAGAAUGCACCAAAAUCAAAUCUGUGAAGGGAAUGGAAUUGCACCUCUGGUUCGUUUACUGAGGAUUCCUAAACUAGCUGAAGGCACACUUCUGAGUGUCAUCAGAGCAGUGGGAUCCAUGUGCAUUGGUGUUGCCCACACGAGCAAUCCUAUUAGUCAACAGCAUGUUGCUGAGGAAAAUGCCUUUCCGGUUCUUAUUAAUUUACUAAGAAAUCACCCUUCUCCAAAUAUUAAGGUUGAAGUGGCAUUUUCACUGGCAUGCAUUGUCCUGAGAAAUAAUAUAUUACAGAAUCAAUUACAAGAAACUGAAGGCUUUAAGUAUGAUGAUGUUCUUUAUCUUCUCCACUCACCAGAUAAGGAUAUUCGUUUAAGAGCUGGUUAUGCAGUAACGCUUUUUGCCUUCAAUAAUCGCUUUCAACAAUACUUAAUAUUAGAGAAUGGAGAAAUUACAAUAUCUCUUUUUGAACCUUUUCUUGAAUCAACAAUUGAAACUGAGAAGGCAAUGGCAGCAUUUCAGAUUAUCAUAUUAGCUAAAGUUAUUGUAGAUGUGGAUCACAUUGUUUUGUGUGCAAGAGGUGUUACUAUUUUAGUUGAAAGUCUAUAUUCAAGCGAGGCCAACACUAUUAUCUUGGCAGGAAAUUUAAUAGCUAGCCUGGCUCAUUGUAGAGCUGGUAUUCCUGAAGCAUUUACCACCUUGGGUACAGUCCAGCGGCUAUGCUACCAUUUAUAUUCAGAGCAAGAGGAGGUCCGAACAGCUUGCUCUUGUGCUCUUGGUUACCUAACUUACAAUGCAAAUGCCUUCCGCAUCCUUUUACAGGAAUGUAGAAACAAGCCUAACCAAUUCAUUCGUAUUAAAAAUAACAUCAGCAAAGAUGCAAGUAUUAACCCUAGAUUUUUAAAGGAAUAUGAGAUACAGCAAAAAGUGGGACUUCCUUCAUUAAGUCUUGAGAAAAAUGGAGGACCAUCUAUAAUUCCUGUCUUUAAAAAAGGAAAAGAACAUCGAAGAAAAUCAAAACCUAAAAUUCAACCAAGAGAUUCUUUGACUUUAAUACCUCCUGCAACUAACUUCAUGGGACUUUUCAGAACAACAGAAACUGCCACUGUUUCUCAUAAUAUCUUUUCUUUUUCAUCUUCUUCUUCAUCAGAUAUUAUAAAAGUUUCAAGACCAAGAAUAGUGGUUUUGAGCCAACUUGGGAAACAUGUACAGAAAACCAAAACGGAGCUCCCAGAAAGUUUAUAA